Molecule: messenger RNA, 2220 nt
Organism: Colletotrichum orchidophilum
Lineage: Eukaryota; Fungi; Ascomycota; Sordariomycetes; Glomerellales; Glomerellaceae
Product: fungal specific transcription factor
Exons: 3
Coding region: 1-2220 (739 amino acids)
Biological process (GO): DNA-templated transcription; regulation of DNA-templated transcription
Molecular function (GO): DNA binding; DNA-binding transcription factor activity, RNA polymerase II-specific; zinc ion binding
Source: RefSeq, a predicted model, not a curated record
AUGGGACCGGAUUCAACAUCCACCUCCUCGCCCACACAAACUGCCGACACGCCGCAGCCGGGCCAUUCACGGUCUCCGACGGCCGCCAUGGAUGAGACCGCCACCAGCGGGAGCAGCAGUAUGACCCGCCUCGGCAUCGGGAGCAGCGGCGGCCUCGGCGGCGGCGGCAACGGUGUUCGAAAGAUUGAGCGUUCCUGCAAUCUCUGUCACCGCCGCAAGAUUCGCUGCGACAAGAAGCAACCCUGCGCGUCGUGCGCCCGCGGCGGGUUCCAAUGUCACUAUCCGCAGGCGGGGCAGCCGAUACGCCGAGCACGAAAGACUACCAUCGCCGACGUUGCAAGCCGGAUUUCGGACCUGGAGAAGACGCUUGUGGCCGGGGCGGCAGGCCAGCAACACCAGCAGCAGCUGCCGGCUUUCCGGGGCUCACCAUCGGUCACGACCCCGAUGACGAGUUCUGGCUUGGGUCUGGAUUCAAUUCACUCUACUACAUCAGUAUCGAGGUCAACAACAGCGCCAGCUUCGGGGCCGUUUGAGAAGAGUGUCGGCGAUGAGAUUCUUAUACGGAAGGGGUCGUCGAGCCAAUACUUCGACGAUGUCCUGAUUUCUCGGGUCAUCGAGGAGGAACAUGACAUCCAGUCAGUUCUCACAACGCCACGGAGCGAGCCGGCGGCUGCAGCGGAACUGUCGCCCUUCAAUCCGAUGGGCAUUCUCUCAGCACCGGAUCUCAAACUGGAUCUUGCCGAACUUAUUCCUCCAAAGUUUGGCGCUAUAGAACUAUGGAGGAACUACAUCGACAAUAUCGAGAUUUGUAACAAGGUACUCCACCGGCCGACGGCAGAAGUCCUUAUCUACACCGCCAUCGACGACCCCCGCAACGCCUCCUUGGAGGCAUUAGCAGUCAUGUUUGCCAUCUUUUUCGUCUCGACUGUUGUUCUAGAGCCGAACUCUGUCCAAAGUCUCACGGGCGAGGACAAGGUGACGACCCUCUAUCGCUUCAAGACAGGGCUCGAGCAAGCCUUUGCCAAGGCCGACUUUCUCGAACACCCCUCUGUGAAAAUGCUCGAAGCCUUAUCUUUGUACCUGGCGGCUCUCAGGAUACAUAAUCCAGGUCGGGGCUUGUGGACCUUGAACGGACUGGCCAUCCGUGCAGCUCAAUCCAUCGGCCUGCACCGAGACGGGACGAAGCUCGGGCUCUCGCCUUUUGAAUCCGAGAUUCGGAGGCGCAUUUGGUGGAAUCUUAUCACGCGUGAUGGCAGAGCAGCGGAGGAUUAUGGCUUUUCAAACAUUUCAAGCUUCAACAUGCGAAUCGGCGUGAGCUUCCCGUCGAAUCUAGACGACGGAGACCUGUAUCCCGAGAUGAAGGAGCUUCCACACUCCCGAACCGGCUGGACGACAUCAACAUUGGCACUGAUCAACAUCCAAAUUACGCGCGCAUGGCACCGUCUCGCGGCCAUGGUGUCAUCGUGGGCAGAAAACCCCACGCCGGAAUCCGUCCGCGCCGAGAUCGUCCAGGAACUCCACGACUACGCAGAGAGAUUCCUCCGACACUGCAAUCCCGUCAUACCGCAACAGCGCCAGACGUUGUUGGUUGCGCGUUUCAUCAUUCGCAAAGUCGACAUGGUCAGUCGGCAGCAGUGGCUCAACCUUGAGCACCCAGAGGCGCGCGAUUCGUUUGCGACGGAGGAGAAUCUCAUCCAGGCGCUCGGUAUUCUCGAGGACGGCUUGAGCCUGGCGUCGGACGAGCUGCUGCGGCAGUACCGGUGGUCCAUGCGGGCUUAUCCCCAAUAUCAUAUGCUUCUUUACGUCCUGUGGCACUUGUGCGUCAAGCCGGAGGGACCCAGUAUUGAUAGGGCGUGGAAGGUCAUGGACGAAAGCUUCAUUCUCUUAAAGAGCGUAAACGUGAGUUUGGGGCCCGGGGCGAAGAUGACGGUUAUAGAAACCUUGCGGGCCAAGGCGAUGGCGAUACGACAGGGGCUUGGCCAGCAGAGCGGCAGCAACACCGGCGGCAAUGCCAGUGGGAGCGCCGAGAAGGAAUCCUACCCGACGCCGGGCGCCACUGAUGACAGAUCGGAAGCGGAGGGUGUGUAUGGUGGGCUGGACAGCAUAGCGGCCACCGAUGGGAUGGAUUGGGCCGAGAUGAUGCAGGAUUUCCCCGACUGGAGCACGUUGAUGAAUGAGUUUCAAGUGGAUGGCUUGGACUUCCCAAACUAUCUGAAUUGA